CUCUUGGCUUCUCAUGCAUGUGCAUGUCACUCCAUCUCACCUGCCGCACUCGAACACAUGCCAAGCUAACGGCACGGGAUUUGAAUCGAAAAGCUCAGAGGACGCCACGCUGUCGACAUCGCUGCGCUGAAUGUACGUCAUCCCUGACACUCGGCUGGACUUACCAGCGCCACGGAUGCGGUGACCCAGCCAAACAACGCCAACCCGAACGGGGCCGCGCUAGCACCGCCAACCAGUGAGAUCCCCACCAGGGUAAACACAUCGCGCGUGUCGCAAACAACGCGACACAGGCACUUUACGCAUACCGCAACGGCCGACAACAUGGCGAACGCCCAGCAACAGGAGAACAUUCUUCUCACAGAGCACUUUUCUUGGCCGCCAAUCUGUCUCAUCGACGACAUAAUCAACACGAUAAACGAGGUCCUGUAUCGCUGCACUGAUACCUUCGAAACAGGCAUAUCGAGCGCCCCGCCGCACCUCCUGGGCUUUGCAGACCGCUAUGCAGCUGAAAGGCGACCCCCCGAGAAAGACGAAGACGGGAACGAUGUUUACCCCGAUGCGAGUCUGGAGAUUGAGGAGGGCGUGCUCAAGCUGGAGACGCUGAUGGAGAAUGCGGUGGAUAAGAAUUUUGAUAAAUUGGAGAUUUGGACGUUACGCAACGUGCUGUGUUUGCCGAGGGGAGAGGAGGAGUUGGCGAAUUGGGUGAGGUUGGGACACUACAAUGGGUUACAGACGCCGCCCAGAGGUGUGGGAGAAGAGGGCUGGACGCCAGAGAAAUUAUACACACUGAGGCGGAAACUGGUUGAGACGCAGAGACUCAACGCGGCCUUGCUCGCAGAGAAGAAUCGGAAUGAAGCGCAGAUCCAGCAACUGCGCGCGCUGCUACAACCACGACAGGAGGGCAUGAAGCGCGAUUCCACGAAUCCGUCUAGAGAGGAUGGAGCAAGUCAGAAUGGAGGCACAUUCGCAUUCCUCACCCACACCCCCGCAAGUCAGAACCUAGGCAUCACACCUCUCCCCCAGACCUCCACAUCGACGAUAACACCAGCGAACGGCGCUACAACCCUAGCAACACACACCUCCUUCACAACCUCGCAACUGCCGUACCUGCGCCAACUCCUCUCCAACCUGCGCCCACAUCUCGCCAGCACCGCAUUGUUCACAAGCACACGAUCGAGUUCUGAGUCGGGUGAGACGACGAGAGAAAGGAAAUUAUACUUGGAAAGUCAGAGCAAGAGGAUUCUGGAGAAGCGCGGUGUGGAUACGAGGGAGGGGGUUGAAGGGGCGGUGGAAGGCGGGAGGGUCAGGGUCGAGGAGAUUAGGGGGUUAGAGGGGAUUGUUGAGGCGCUGAGCAAAGGCAACACGGCGACGAAAGAUGGUGGGGAGGCUAUGGACACGAGCUGAGAUGAUUAGGGGAUGUCGCUAUGGUUUUUUUUUUGGAUAGCGAGGCUUGCUUUGACAUGGGUUCUUGGAUUUGGAUUCGGGGUUUGGGAUUGAGAGAUACCAGGUUGAUUUGGAGUAUGGCGCAAGGACAACACACUUCCUGUAACGCAAUGUAUGACCGAGGACAAAAAGCUCUGCGAGACUGAAGGAGAGUCGUCCAUACAUCAGGACACCUUCGCUCUUCCGCUGACUCCUCGAUACCUGUGGGCAUCAUACAGCGUCACUGCCUUCGCGGAUGAUCUAUCCCGUCUUUUCUUCUCGAGAGCAAGCAUGGGGAGACAUCGCUAGCACUUGACGUGCCUCCACACCGUCGCACACCGUCU
This is a messenger RNA of Macroventuria anomochaeta, 1766 nucleotides long. RefSeq lists its product as uncharacterized. The transcript has a single exon. The record is from RefSeq and is a predicted model, not a curated record. Bases 322 to 1404 code for a protein of 360 amino acids. Gene Ontology annotation, biological process: kinetochore assembly; mitotic sister chromatid segregation; mitotic cell cycle. Gene Ontology annotation, cellular component: nucleus; chromosome, centromeric region. NCBI's taxonomy places the organism in Eukaryota, Fungi, Ascomycota, Dothideomycetes, Pleosporales, Didymellaceae.